Messenger RNA from Centropristis striata (black sea bass), 3494 nucleotides. RefSeq names its product adenosine deaminase 2a (gene ada2a). Gene Ontology annotation, molecular function: adenosine deaminase activity. Lineage: Eukaryota; Metazoa; Chordata; Actinopteri; Perciformes; Serranidae. Gene Ontology annotation, biological process: inosine biosynthetic process; adenosine catabolic process. The record is from RefSeq and is a predicted model, not a curated record. Bases 316 to 1833 code for a protein of 505 amino acids. The transcript has 10 exons.
UGACAGGCGGAACAAACAGAGAACAAAACACCCCACAAGACUCCACAGUAGCUUUAGCGUUGUUUAUUUGCUAGCUUGUUUAUUUCUGUGAUAAUGCUGUAAUAAAGUAAGUUGUCUGACAAACUGACAAAUGUAUUAACAGCUGACACCGUCGAGCAAGUCGUGCCGUGGUGGUCCUGGUUUCUAAAGUGGCUUCUCAACGGGACAACUGUUUACAAAACCGUCGUCAGCUGCCGAGGCACCAGCGACCGUUAAGAAACAUUCACAAGACUGUACACGGCAACAUUAAAGUAAGCUCCACUCGUUCUCGGGACCAUGGCGGUCUUGCUGCAGCGCCCCCACGCGGCUGUGGCCUGCCUGCUCUUGUACUUCCUGAGCAGUGGCCUGUCCAUCCCAGACCCCAGGCAGAGGGAGGCUCUUAUACAGCUGGAGGCCUCCAUGCAAACAGGUGGGCAGAUGGUGUUAACUGAUGCUGAGCAGCGGCUGGACACUCUUCUGUUGAAAAGGAAGCUGGAGGAGAUGGACAGAGCACAAUUUCCACCCGCCAUGCACUUUUUCAAGGCCAGGGACCUCAUCAGGACCAGUCCCAUCUUCAACCUGCUCCAGAAGAUGCCUAAAGGGGGAGCUCUUCAUGUCCAUGACUUCGCUAUGGUAGAUGUGGAGUGGAUAGUGAAGAAUGUGACCUAUCGGCCUCACUGCUACAUGUGCUACACUGACAGCCAGUCCAUCAGAUUUAUCUUCUCCUCCCGAUGGCCCAAAGCUCUGCCACAUUGCUCCUCCUGGACCCUGCUGGAAAACCUCAGGGCCAAGAUGAUGAAUACCACCGAUUUUGACAACAGCAUUAUGGGCAACAUGACACUCUUCACUGAUCAGGAUCCAGAAGCGGUUUACCCCAGUCAGGAUGUGAUCUGGGAUGUGUUUGAACAGGUCUUCCUAGCGCUGUGGGGUCUGGUCACAUACGCUCCGGUGUUCAGAGACUAUUACUACCAAGGACUCACCCAGUUCUACCUGGACAACGUCAUGUACCUGGAGCUGAGAGCUUUACUCCCAGAGAUAUAUGAGUUGGACGGCAGCUAUCAUGACAGAGCCUGGACUUUGAAGACCUACCAGGAGGUCACUAGACGGUUCACAGCAGACCACCCAGACUUCUUUGGAGCAAGAAUCAUUUUCACAAUCCAUAGGGGAGUUAAUGCAACUGUGAUGGAAAGAACUGUGGAGGAGGCUAUGGCCUUGCAGAGAGACUUCCCAGAUAUCAUGGCUGGCUUUGACACGGUGGGCCGUGAGGACAAAGGCCGACCCCUGUGGUACUUCAGAGAUGCCUUGUCACUGCCAGCAGGCCGAGGGGUCAACCUCCCUUUCUUUUUCCAUGCUGGAGAGACCGAUCUGGAGGGCACAGAGGUGGACCAGAACUUGUUGGAUGCUCUUUUGUUGAACACGUCCCGUAUCGGCCAUGGCUUUGCUUUACUACGCCACCCGGUGGCCAAAGAGCUCUCCAGAAAGAGAGGCGUGGCUCUGGAGGUGUGCCCCAUCUCCAACCAGGUGUUGAAGCUAGUAAAUGAUUUGCGAAACCAUCCAGCAGCUGCCCUGAUGACCGAGGGCCACCCACUGGUCAUCAGCUCAGACGACCCCGCCUUGUUUGGUGCUUCGGGACUCUCUUAUGACUUCUAUGAAGCUUUUGUGGGCUUUGGUGGGAUUAGAUCCCAUUUAGGCUCCCUCAAAGAGCUGGCCAUAAACUCUAUUAAGUAUAGUUCAUUGACUCCAGUGCUUCAGGAGAAAGCCUUGGCUCUCUGGCAGAGAAGAUGGGAGAAGUUUGUGUCUGAAAAUGCUUUUUAGAGAGAAUCUAUGAUUUUUUUUUUUGUCUGUUGUGUUGAUUUAUCUUCAAUCAAAUGCCAUUAAGCUUUCUUUGAGAAAGGAAUGUCUUGUAGCAUACUUAAAUUAUAAAUGACAAUGUGAAAUGUUGAUAAUAGUGCUGCAUGUCUGUGGAAGGACAAAUAUGUGACAGUAGGAAAAGCACUGGGACAGAACAGAGCCGUUCUUAAUGUUAUUGGUUACAUCUGUGCUUUUCCUACUCUAACAUAGUUGUAUAUGGGGAAAAGUUCUACGUUGCCACAAAGUGCCAAUGUGAAGCAGGCCUGAGCUAUGUCCCAUAUCAUUUAUGACGAUCACUUGAACUAAACAUGACAUGGCUUCAAUCACAGGCAUCUUGUAAUGUCUUGUUUUAAUAAGGAUUUCUAAUGUAUUGCACUUUAAGAUUCAGGUUUGUCCAUGUUUUGGGGACAGUGACAGUGCCAGACAGCAUUGUUCACUGGUUAACCCUUCAUCAGGCAAAGAACUAUAUUUGGUAACUUCAGGUAAUAUUUCGAGAAAAAAGUUGCAAAUUUAGUAGAUUAAAGUGGCAAAUCUACAAGACAAAAAAGUUGCAGAUUUAAGAGAUUUAAAGUGGCAAAUCUGCGCGAAAAAAGUCGCAGAUUUAAGAGAAAAAAGCAACUUUUUUCUCCCAGAAUCACCACUUUAACCCUUAAUAGGACACUCAUUGAAGUACUUGCAAAUUCCAAAUUUCAACCCUUUCUCUACGAGAAAAAAAUGCGCAGAUUUAUGAGAUUUAAAGUGGUGAAUCUGGGAGAAAAAAGUUGCUUUUUUCACGUAAAUCUGCAACUUUUUUCACACAGAUUUGCCACGUUAAAUCUCUUAAAUCUGCGACUUUUUUUCUUGUAGAUUUGCCACUUUAAUCUAGUAAAUUUGCAACUUUUUUCUCGAAAUAUUACCUGACUCUAACUACCAAAUAUAGUUCUUUGCCUGAUAAAGGGUUAAUGUGCUAAGUGUGUCUAGUAGUGUGUUUGUUGUUUGCUUUGUGAGAGUAGUGUUUGUUUAAAUAAGUGUUACAUCCCGUGGGCUUUAAAACACUGUUCUUAAGAGACAGUAUAUUUUUUACACAGUUUUACAAGUUUUUUACUUGAAUGUAUUUUUUUAUUUGCAGCUGUUGUAGAUACAGUCAUGGAAAAAAAUAUUAGACCACCCUUGUUUUCCUCAACUUGUUCUUUUUAAUGUCUCGUACAACUAAAGGUACAUUUGUUUGGACAAAUAUAAUGAUAACAACAAAAAUAGCUCAUUAGAGUUUAAUGUAAGAGCUGAUAUCUAGACAUUUUCCAUGAUUUUCUUGAUAUGAUUUUGGUUAUUAUUAAGAAAACCAUGGGAAUGUCUAGAUAUCAGCUCUUAAAUUAAACUCUUAUCAACUAUUUUUGUUAUUAUAUUUGUCCAAAUGUACCUUUAGUUGUACGUGGCAUUAAAAUAAUCAAGAAAUUGAAGAAAACAAGGGUCUAAUAUUUUUACAUGACUGUAUAUAGAGACAUAGCUGUACAUUUGAUGUAAUCUACAAAAAAGUACAUCAUGACUGUCUUUCUGCUUUAGCAUGAGCAAAGAUUCAUAUGAACAACUGUCUCUCAGAUAUAUGUAAAUAUUGUGACCUGCUGAAAUAAAACUUGACAUCAUUAAAA